Messenger RNA from Bactrocera oleae (olive fruit fly), 677 nucleotides. Its product is annotated as peptidyl-prolyl cis-trans isomerase NIMA-interacting 4. Lineage: Eukaryota; Metazoa; Arthropoda; Insecta; Diptera; Tephritidae. Gene Ontology annotation, biological process: rRNA processing. Gene Ontology annotation, molecular function: peptidyl-prolyl cis-trans isomerase activity; DNA binding. The record is from RefSeq and is a predicted model, not a curated record. Gene Ontology annotation, cellular component: nucleus.
AGCCUGUACAUAGACGUUGGAAAGAAUAUUGUUUUAUUGUUAAACCUUGAUUGAUUAAUUUUUGAAUAGGAUUCUCGCUGCAUUAAACUAUAUAUAUUUUUCGUAAUAUGGCAACUUAGUUCGAAGUCAGCUGUCAACAAGAAGAUUAAGCCUACAAUUUACAAGUUUCUUCUUUUUAAUAAUCGUCAGCUGUAUAGAAAUAAACAAUUUGUAAAAUGCCACCAAAAAAGGAUGCAAAGGGCGGCAAGGAUAACAAAGGAUCAGGAAGCAAAAAAGGCGGUGGCGCAUCCGGUGAUGACAAAGGGAAGGAAAAGAAAGGCGGAAAUGCAGUAAAAGUGCGGCAUAUUUUGUGUGAAAAACAAGGAAAAAUAUUAGAAGCCUUAGAAAAACUAAAAGCUGGUCAAAAAUUCCCCGAAGUAGCGACCGCUUACAGUGAAGAUAAGGCGCGACAAGGUGGCGACUUAGGAUGGCAAAUUCGUGGUGCCAUGGUGGGACCUUUUCAAGAUGCGGCUUUCGCUUUGCCCAUAUCGAAUGUAAACAACCCGGUGUAUACAGAUCCUCCCAUAAAGACGAAAUUCGGGUAUCACAUCAUUAUGGUGGAGGGAAAGAAAUAAAAGAAAAUUUAUGCUGUAAGCUUAUAUAGAUUUUGUAAUAAAAAAACUAAACUACAACAACAA